GAGUAGCCUACACAGGACGUAGUUUAAACUCUUGGACGGUGGUGGACUUGGACAUUUUUUGCAGAAAAGCAACUGAAAGUAACCCUGCAGUGCAGACAAAGAAGACCCAGCGAGCUGCCUGCAGAGACGCAUACACUUCCCAACAUCUGGUCUGCUGGAGGACGGGGCGAGCCGGAGAGACACACUUUUGGAGGCGGAGAGAAAACUAUCUUUGCUGGAAUAUGCAUUGAAUUGGGGAGUUUUUGGGCUACCUACAUGAGCCGAAAAGAGAGCCGGUGGUCGUGUGAGGUGACAAGAGUGGAGGCAACGAGUACGGCAAAGGUCGCGGAGGGCGAGAAGUCCACCUGGUCGGACAGAGGAUGAAUUAGCCGAAAGUUUUGCUGCACCGCGUCCCAGCCAGAGAGAAGGCUCACUCCUUGGCCCCUCCACCUCCUCCCAUAAGAGCCAGGCCUACGCCCAUGGAUGAGGAGAGGAAGGCCCCUGCCAUCCCCCCAGAGCCACCAGAUGAGGGGGACCCCACUCCAGUUUCACAACCCAGUUCAAACGAGACCACGACAUCAGAGAUAGCAAACUCCCCGAACCCAAAGCCCUGUCCUCGCCCAGAUGAGGCCCACACCUAUACUGAGCCCCUCAUAUUGAGGUUAAAUGGCACCCCAGAAAGGUUGCGAGGGGAUGAUGAAGACAAGUGGAGCAGCCGCCUCUCACACACGGAGCUCACAACACCCAGCAAGAGCAUUACAUCUCAACCAGCAGCCAGAUCUACGCCCGCCCGCCACACCCAGCCAUGUCGGACACAGCCCAGCGGCCAACAACGCAACGGAGCCAAGCACCACGCACACAGACACUCCCCUCACACGCACUGUCCGCAUCACACGCCUCGCACACACACACUCCAAUCCAACGGGGUCAAGAACGGGGGCCUUCAUCAGCAUCCUAAGCUGGGCUCCCUCCCGAGAGGGGAAUCCUCCACCUCCUCGUCCUCUUCGGCGGGACCUAAACACACCAAGAAAUUGCGGUCCAACCCUUCCAUCACAUCCCAGAGCAGCAAGAGGAGCAAGAGCAGCUCCAAGAGCAACAGCUCUCAGGUUCCCGCAGAGUCACAGGACUGCUGUGUUCACUGUAUUCUGGCCUGCCUCUUUUGUGAAUUCCUAACUCUGUGUAACAUCGUGCUGGACUGUGCCACAUGCGGCUCCUGUGCGGGGGACGACUCGUGUUUCUGCUGCUGCUGUGCGUCAGAGGAGUGUGGCGACUGUGAACUGCCAUGUGACAUGGACUGUGGCAUCAUCGACGCCUGCUGCGAGUCUGCAGACUGCCUGGAGAUCUGCAUGGAGUGCUGCAGCCUUUGCUUUUCCUCCUGAGGGCCCCAGCUGCCACCACGGGGGGCAAAGUAGAUGCUACAAACUGCCACAGCCCAGGAGCAACUUCAACCAGUGUCUCACCAGAGCUGGGAAGCGCUAAACAUCCUUGUUGCCUGCGCUCUGUGGUUAACACUCUAUUGAAGGGCCUAGUUGGCUCUUGAAUUAGGUUUCGUACAAGGUUUGUCAAGCAAUAACAUGCUGAGAGCAGUCAAUGGUGAUUUCUCCUCUCUUUUAUUGAUCAAACCAUGGGACAGUAGCUUCCCGCCUUUGCCUUUGCUGCGGCCCCUUGCUACACAACUGGAUGUAUGAUGUAGAGGGAGUUCCAGCUCUGGUCUGGGACUGUCUGCCUGACUGUGCAGACCGGGCCUCCGGACCCUCGCAGAACAAGCUAUUAUCACAAUGGAGCCCCUUGUGCCGUCUGAAUCAGUGGAGUUCUCCAAGCAUGAAAAAUGACCUCCAAAGGCAAAUGAGAAAAUGGCUCCAUUUAACCGGAUUUUAGUGUUUCUGUAGAUAAGAGCAGCAGCAUAAUGGGAAAAUGGACGCUCAGAUCUCAAUAGAAACAUAGUCUGUCCUCCUGUCCUUGGCAAGGUCAAAGUCUUCCACUUUGAUUGCGUAUAGUGGCCUUUGUGACACACACUCACAGACACACACACACACACACUUAGUGGUGGAUCCACCGCUGUCUUUGUUCUUAUUGCAAUGUACAAAAAUAUAAAACGUUAAUGGUGGCUUGUGGCAAUACUACAGACGAAUUUCUUUUGUUAAUAUUCAUCUCACAGUCUUAUUCAGAGAAGAAUCAUGAGUGUCGUGCAUCAGUCGGAAGAUGGGUCCAAUUAAAUGAGUACUGUAAGUGACUUUUGAGUGAACGGCUGAUUGCAUUCGUCAUGGACACAUUCUCUACUCUAACAUGUGAAGGGAGAGAGUUCUUAAUCAAAGGUCUCUCCUCAUUUAAUGUUUCACAUCUUGUUUACUUUUACAUUGUUUAUUUUGAGGGGCUUCGGCUGGAUUCAGUGGAUUCCUCCUCAUCAAAAAAAGUCUCGGCUGGAAGAGGAUUGGAUCGCAUCAUCUCUUUUUCAACAUGUUUCAUUUUUCUUUGUCAUUGUGUUAUGUGAACAAAUGGCCUUGGCUUAACUUAGCUUAAGGCCUGAAUUUUCUAGUAGAUUCCUCGCCUUUACCAAAUAUCUAUUAAUCCUUGUUUUGUAGAUUUUAGUUAAGAUAUUUGCAUUUCUCCUCUAAUGUGAAAAUCACAUUUCUGUGUUAUCGGGUUUUGCCGGGCUCUCUAUAAAGCAGACAUUGCUCAACAUCUAAUUUAAUUCCUUGAGUGAAAAUCUCACGACAUUAUGCUAAGUUAGAUCCAUAUGCUCGCUGUGUGAAUGGUACGCUUUUGAUAACAAGCCCGCACUCUCAUAUGCUCAGAUGCAUACCUUCUCCGACUCAAUACCUCUUGAGAUGUCGCCCGUAUCUGUUGUGCAUUUUAAAAUGACUUGAUACAAAUCUCUCUCCUCUCUUAUCAAAUCCUUUUUUCUUGGAAAUACCAAAGAGUUUUCCUCUGACUGGACUAGUUUUUAGACACAAGGGCUGAAAUAUAACACUGUUGAUUAAGAGUAUACACUAAAGCUGCCAAUCAACCUGAUAACACAGAAGCAGAAAGUCAAGUUUUUGGAAAUCAACAAAUGCAACUUGAAAAUAUAUUAAGACCUUUAAUUUCUGUUUAUAAAGGAAAGGAUGUGUUUUAAAUGUUGACAUGUUUCAAAAUCCUGCAGUGCCCUGGAAAACAAUGCAAUUUAAAUAACAGCACAAAGAGAUGUAUGAAGGGAGAACUGGAUUAUAUAAUGUUGUGUAUAGAAGUUAUUACAAUUUCAUUUGUUUGGAUUAACAACAUAUUCCCAGUGCAGAUUGUGAAGAUGUUGCUUCAUCCAACGACCUGUUCUCUGUCACCAGACCAACCAUGUCACAAAAAGAAAUAUGGAUGGACUUUAAUGGAGAUCUAUGGGGAUGCAAAGCUAAUCCAUGAGUUUAAAAGCUAAAUAAAAAUACUGGUUUGUUAAUAGCAGAAGUCAAUAAUUAAAAAUGAUACAGAUAAGUCUACAAAUGUAAAUCAGAUUAAACUAGUUAAUGAUAGCAUUACUGGCCUCCACUGAAGACAAUGGCCUGGCUACCCUGCCUUUUAGCCGGCAGUGUUAAACUAAACUGUUCAUCUUGCCUUCAUGCAAACUAUGAGUAUUACUAACUGGAAUAUUAAUAAAUAUUAACAUAUGUUUGCUACCCACUGAUUCUACAGCACAAACAAUAGGUCUACUUUAGGCUUGAUCAUUUUUAGACAGAUUCAUAAUCUGUCUAAUUAUGAUUCUUUGUUCCUUUACAAAGAAUCAUGAUCAUUAUUACCAGAGAUGUGACUCAUCCAUUGGGAGGGGGCAGCCUUGAACCCAAUCCAGUUGGCAUGUUGUUUCCUAUUGCCUGUUUAUGACUGUGCAUAAAAACAACCUCACGCACUCUAGCUCAAGUUUCAAGAUUCUUACACAGCUCCAGCUUCUCACUGACUCCAAACAGUGCAAAAGGUCAUUCUUUUAAAACCAAAGUAAAUCCAGAUUGCAUAAAUGGGAAGCUCCAUGACAUUCUUUUUUCAUUUAUUAUGUUAAAUUGAUUUUAUUUGCUUAAAUUCCUGUUUGCAGCAGAGAUGGAAUUGGAUAAAGGUCAACAGAAACCUACCUGUGACAGAAAGAACAGAUUUGCAACUCUCAUUUUGGCUGUAGAUCUUAUAAACAAGUCGAACCCUCCUGUGAAGUUCCUGCUUUUCCUAAAUUAGCUUAGCCUGGGUUUUUAAAGAGCUCCUCUUGGAGUAUGUCAACACUUUGUUGUGCAGUGCAUCAUAAAUCGUGUGAAACAAUAUUUUACUAAACGUCUGGGUUGAAAAACAGUGAACACAUCAUUUAAGUUUUAUUUAAUGAUGUUUGAAUACGAUUUUAUGACUUGAUCAUUAAAUACUUUUUAAGUCCAUCCUGAAAAGUGCCUCAGUAAUUGGUUGCGAAUGGUGGCAGUCUGAUGGAUUGAAAACACUGACUGGUUGGUCUGGAGAUGGAGAAUAUGUCUGGAUGAAGAGAGAUGAACAACUGUCUUACAUUUCGGUCACACUCUGGAUUGUAAAAAUUGCUUGGGGAUAUGGAUUUAAUGUUUUAACUGUACUAGACAGAUUCAAAUAUCCCGCUCAGUCAUUACAGUAAUACUUGAAGAAAACAAGUUGACUUUCAAUGGUGUCCAUAAUCAGUAUUAUCAGUAUUUUUGUUGGAAUUACCUAACUACAAAAAUGUUGAAUUGUUGACUUGCCAAGAUUCAUUAUCUUUUCAUAAGAUGUAAUUUGGAUAUUGGUUUGAAAAGACUGGCCUCCUCUGGCAGUCCUCUCAAAGUUAUAUUAGCCUAGAUUAGUUGUUACUCGACCAUAGUCCACUAUAAUGUCAUUUUGUUUACACUACACCCAUUUUAUGUCAAUUUGAAUUGCUGUCCUGGAAGUCACGUUAAAAUCUCUUAGUUUAAGACUGAAUAAACAAUGUGAACUCCAGGC
Messenger RNA from Trematomus bernacchii (emerald rockcod), 4917 nucleotides. It is a transcript of the gene mdfi, whose product is annotated as MyoD family inhibitor. The transcript is spliced from 5 exons. Lineage: Eukaryota; Metazoa; Chordata; Actinopteri; Perciformes; Nototheniidae. The record is from RefSeq and is a predicted model, not a curated record. Bases 459 to 1358 code for a protein of 299 amino acids.